AUGGGGCGAUUAGAUUGGAGUUGGGAAAGUUUGCAAGCGGAAAAUUCGGGAGGAAAGUUGGAAUCAGAAGAGGCAUUAGAGAAGUGGACGGCUAACUCUAAGGCUAUAUCAUGGGGAUAUAGUAGAUUGCCUUGGGAUGACUUAAGGGAAGUAAUAGAAGAGUGGGAGGGAAAACCAUUACAGAGUUUGGGCAUACUCGCCUCCAUACCCGCCGGUCUACUCAUACUCGCGCUCUUCGGCCUUUUAUUAUAUCUGCUGACGCGUUGCUGUGAUCGUAAGCCGCGUAAACCCAGCGCACAGCGUUGCCAGAGUUGCUCACUAGUGAUAAUUACGCUAAUGACAUGUGCAGCCAUUGGACUGGGUCUCUACGGCAACGAUGAUUUCCACAAUGGCCUGCUGCAGGCUUUCAGUUCCGGCAAACAAGUCGAAGGACUUGUGCUCAAUUUAAAAAGACAGACUGAAUCAAUCAAACAUGAUCUCGAAACGAAAAUGUCCCAACACAAACUCGAGCAGCAAAUCGAAAAAGUACAAUACAACCAAACAGCCGUUAUGCUGUUGAUCGACACGUGUCAAUUGGUCAGAGAAAAUACCUCACGUGCCGUCACCAGUCUCGAUAAUAUGGUGUUGUAUUUCAUGAAGACGAAAGGCAGUGAAAACGAUACGUCACUUAUGGGAUUGUUAUAUCUCGGCGAAUUAUACGAAUCAAUCCGUUGGCCCGUCACCCUCGGCUUCCUCACACUACUCUUGCUGCUCUGCACUAUACUGGUGAUUGGUGUAGCGCGUCGUUCGCGUUGUGCACUCAUCUUCUUCAGCGUAUCCGGUUUAUUUUGUAUUAUCAUUUGUUGGCUUUUGGCGGGCAUUUACUUGGCAUCAUCGGUGGCGGCGGGUGAUUUCUGUAUGCGUCCGCAUGAGUUUAUGUGCCGGCAAGUGGGCAUGCGCAGCCCAUAUGUAUAUUUUCUCAAUUGCGGCACACUGCGUAAUCGAUUCAUAUUACGCUUGAACGAGUCACGUGAUUUGGUGGAACGUGCACGCGAGUCAAUUUAUUUAAUACAACGCAUGAGCCAGGAGACAUAUCCACGCAUCGAUGUGCACAAAACGCUCGAGGCCAUGGAGAAUGAUCUCGAGGAGACGAAACGUAAUCUGACCGUACUCUCAGCGACGCUCGAUCGGCGCGCCAUCGAUCGUCAUUAUGCCGAUGCGUUGCGUGGCCUCUGCGGUGGUGGCCUACUUGGGCUGAGUCUUAUGAUGGUUGCCGGAUUGUUGACUUCAUUUCUGCUCACCAUAUUGGUGUAUGCCGAUUCGCAUGCUUGGAUCUACCUGAGCAAACGACCCAGCUCACUGGAUAUUGACAAGUCUGAAACCACGCCGCUUUUCCCAUCGAAUGCACCGAGCGCGAGCAUAUCACCCACCGCACCCCUUCAUACGGGCACCAUGAAUCGCACUCUACCACACCAUCAGCAAUCAGCGUCGCAUGGCAUUGGCAUAGGCGUAGGCGCCGGCAGCGGCGGUGGCAGCGGUGGCGGCAUUGGCAGUAGCGGCACGCUUGGCUCGCAUCGCAAUGGCACCGCCGGAAUCAGAACAGGGUUCGUCGCAACAUCAUCACCUACAACAACUACAACCACACUACAAUACAACAAUCAUCCACAUAGAACUAACGCUAGCGCAGGCAUUGGUGGUGUUGGCAACACUGGCACUGGCAUAUUAAGCGGCCGCUUGACGGUUGGCAGCAGUGCCAGUGGCAAGGCAUCACCAUCGCCGCCGCCGGGUUAUGAUGUUGUGGUGCAUGGCACAAGAUCGGGUCACCACACACUCGGCCGACUACCUUCACAUCAUCAGCAGAACUCGUCGGGCUAUCUAAGCGGUCCCAAUAAUGGCAAAUAUGCUACGCUCAGCAAACAAUGUAAGACUCUUGAAUCCAGCGAUUUUUACUGAGAAUCGCUUGCCUGCAGCACAAAUGCAGGCAUCAGCAACACCAAUAACACCACCAUCCUUGGCAGCAGCAACGCCAGCAAUCACAUCAAGCACCAACAGCACAACAACUCACUAAAGAAUAUCUUCGCUUCGGCUACAUUACCACGCUCAGCUGGCUCCUCCAUACGCUCCGUACUCUCCGCACAGGCGGUACAUCGUUCCACUGGCAACGGUUUGGAUCGCGACGAUGAUCGUGAUCCGCGCGAUGUCACCAAUAAUAGCUUCAAUCGCUUCGACCCGAAGUACAUCAGCAUCGGACCGAAAGCGGUGCGCGGCAAUAAUAAUUUGAAUAUUGUCGCUGCUGCCACGGCAAAUAAGUGCGCCACGCUGCGCCAUGUCGGCCGCUAUGGUGGCUCGUUGAAGGGCGCCAGUCCUUCGCCGAAUCUGCGCAGCGCCAAGACACCCUCCAUUGCAACCGUUUCAAAGGAUUACUGCCAACAACCGGACUGCAUACCGCAAACCUAUACGACUGAGGUGAUUGUGCCACACCAAGCGCAACCACAACAGCCGCCACCACCGCCGGCGCCGUUGCCACCACCAAAGCCGCGUACGACCAACACAUUUACCGAGAUACCGGGCACUACGGGUGUGGGCAGUUCGUAUGCCAAAGAGCAGCAACAAAUGCUGAUGCAGCAGCAGCAGCUACAACAAUUCCAGCAACAACAGCAACAGCAGCAACAACAACAGCUACAGCUGCAACAACAGCAGCAGCAACAGCAAUUAGCAGCGCUGCAAGCUGCACAACAGCAACAACAAGCACAAACACAACUACAAAUGCAACAACAGCCAACGCUGCAUCAGCAGUUGCACCAACACCACCCGCCCACGACGCAUAUACUGCCCCCUUCGGCUGUCUAUAGCAUUGAGACGUCGGGCUAUCAACCUCAGCCACAACAACAACAACAGCAGCAGCAGCAGGCAUCAGCACAGGCACAGCAAAUGCAGCAACAUAUUAUAAUUGCACAGCAGCAGCCACCACCGCCAACAGCUGCACCACGCGAACCCCCACGGCCACCACCGCAACGUUCACUAAAUCCUGCUUCAAUUGUCAAUCAGCCAUUGCCUGAGAUUCCACAACAGGUGCAGGGUCAGCAAUCGAAAAUAUCACCACAGCCCUUGUGCGCCGCCAAUCUCAAUCAAUAUCGUUCAUUACAACGACCACAAGCGCAGAAAAUGCAAUUGCCCACCGCAGCUAUGCCGGCACAGCAACCGCAGCAGCAACAGCCACCUUCAUUGCCGCCAAAGAAGAAGACUUCACGCGAAAUAAGCACUUCGACCGCCGUCGGUGCUUUGAAUGCCAAUCAUUUGCAGACUUUGCCACCAAAGUCGGCAAGUCUGCGGCAGCAACAGUCCGCCAGCGGCGCCUACAGUUACGAGCGCGAACGUGAACGUGAACGCGAGCGCGCAGAACGUCAUGAACGGCCUAGACGCGCUGAAACGCUCGAUAAUGCGCGUACAGCCAGCAGCGGCAGCGGCAUGGCUUACAUUGAGCAACAAUUUGGCAGCGGUGGUAUGAAGAAGCAGCACUCUUAUGAUUCGUAUACGCUACAGCAACAGCAAGCGCAGCGGCACGCGGCCGCCACAACGCCCAACAAUAAUUACCAUGGUGCGAUCAACACCAAACACCAUCAACAACAACAACAACAGCAGCAGCAGCAGUAUUUAAUUGAGGCACAACAACAGCAGCUGUACUAUCGCUCGCUUAAACGUGGUGGCUCGCACGCCAACAACGAUCUCUAUUCGGUCACAGAGUUGUAGGAGUGUGCCUGCUGCGGUGGCGGCGUGGAUGUUGUGCGACGAACGACAACGUGUCCCACAACAGCUGCGCCACUAGCCGCAGCAGCAGCAGCCGCACAAACGGUUGCACCACCACCACCCAUACCGUUGCCGCCGAAGAAGCAUCGUUCCUCUGCGAGCGUGGGCACCACAGCAAUGCCGACGCGCGAUAGCCAGACCACUACCAAAGCCACAACGACUGCAGCGACAACAUCGGCGACGACAAUGACAUGUGACGAUCAUGAAUACGACGAAUACUGUCCCGAGCAAUACGAUGCGCAUCACCGCCACCAUCACGGGUCAGCGUCGCAGACACAACAACAAUGCGAGCGUGAACGGGAGCGUGAGCGUGAACGAGAAAGGGAACGUGAAAGAGAACGUGAACGUGAACGUGAAAGAGACCGUGAACCACAUCAUCGCCAUGGCUCAUCGCGGAGUGGUGCGGCUGCUUCCGCAUUAAAACACCAACGUGCCGCCACUUUUGAUGUGGCCGAUGCGCGUGACUACGAACUGCAACGACUGGGUAAUCGGCGUUCACAACAGCAACAGCAAUUACAGCAACAGCUGCAGCAAGCAUCGAGCAACGGUGGUGGUACUGUCAAAUUUCGUAGCAAUGAGCAUCGUGGCGAGCGUACACACGAUCGCGAACGUUCGCGUAGUGAUCAUCGCAUUGCUACAUAUGCCUGUGAUGACACAGCGCUCUGCGGCAGCAGUACCGGUGGUCAUCAGCAUCAUCUCGCCAACGGCGGUGUAACACAGUCGAGCAGGCAGCAGCGGCGCGAAAAAACUUUCAAAGUAUGAUUUUUAGAGACGUCAUAAAAAUUUUCCCCUCCCUCUGCGGAGACGUACGGUAAACAUGCAACGGCAACGGCGGCAUACAGUUGGUAAAUUGUUCAGACAAUGAAUCAAUGUGGCAGUCCGGUGGCAGUUGAUCAGCCGCAAUGACGGCGUGUACUUGUGCGUUUAGUGGAGGGCAGAGCGGCAGCAGCGCGGCGGAUUUAUAAUAAUAAUUGUGAGCAACACACAAAAAAAACAAAAACAAAAAACCAAAACCAAAAACAACAAUCCAACACCAAAUUAUCAAUCAACCCAAAGAAGCGAAAAGAAAACUCUCAUCCAGCCAGUAAACGAACGGCACGGCACGAGCGUGGCUUAGUUGUUGUGUUGCCUUCUAUUAGAAAAUCAUUAGCGAAAAAUUGGCACCAAAUCCAAAUCCUAAAUAAGUGUAUAUGUAUUUACCUACGUAUGUAAUAUUAUAACUGUUUUCGUGACUAGUGUUGUUGUUGUGUAGUUUUAGCUUAGAUUGUGUUUUUAAAAGCUAAACAAAUGAGAUGCUGUAGAAUAUUUGUAUGUAUGUGCUAAUUUAAAAAAAAGUGUUAACAAUUGAAAGGAGUAUCAAAUUUAAAGCGUCAUAGAGUUAGAAAAAAAGUUCUAAAAAUUCUAUGGCGGGCAAUUUAAGGUGAAGUGAGAUUUUGCAACUUUACGGCGACGUAAGCGUGUGACGCGAAUUUCAAUUAUUUCAAAUUUAGUGAGGUAUAAAUUCAUUAAAUAUUUUAGGAAUCCUCCAACGAGCUAUGCCAUGGGUUUUAUCAGUUUAUUAGUUUUUGAAAUUUAUAAAAAUAUCAGCACGCAUCAGUUCCUUGUGUAAAAUUGCUAACAAAAUCGCUUCAUUUUCUAUAUCAUUGUGUGAAGAAUGGGAAGCACAAUCAUGAUCCAAUAAUAAAAAAAGGUUGCCAUUGACGCAAUUUGGAAGUAAGGGAAAGAGGGGCAUAAGUUGAUCUGCUUUCUGAAAAGGUAGUAAAAAAUUAAAAAGAAAAAAAUCGCUGUAAACCAUAGACUAAUUUUAUGUCAUUUUUUGAAUGGUACUUAAUUAUUUAUAUUUUUAAUUUAACCAUUCCCGUGGAUUUGUCACAUAUAAAUACGUUUUUUUCCUUGUUUACUCCUCUCGGGAGCAUAGAGCCUCGAAAAGACUCAGUCUUGCGUUGGUUUCGUUAAUCUAUUUUGAUUUCUGACAGGGUAGGGGAUUACCCUGCCGCUACCAGUCCUAAGUAGUGGGAAUGCCUACCUGUCAUUGCUUAGGAAAUACUUUUAAAUCAAAAUGUAUUUACUCCGCUUGCGUAAUUCCAGCAGUGCAAAAUUUCGAUAGGCAUCGCAAGAGCAUCACUAGACAACUUUGCUCUCCUCUGAGCUGGAGAGCGAUAAAUGUAAAAUCUGCAGCGAUACACGAAAACUCUUUCGCCAGGUUUCAAUGAAGUGCCGCACGAUUUUACCCAAGGCCAAUCUAUUAAAGCUGGUAGCAGUAGGCCUGCUGAUUUGUUGUUUUUGUUUUUUCUCCAUGUACAUUCGUAUGUCAGCACAAAAUUGAAUUACGAAACGUAUUGCUCAAGGCGAAUCUGGCGAAUUAAAGGUCAGUAAAUCAGCUGACGGCGGCCGCCGUAGCCGAAUAGAUUGGGGCGUGACUACCAUUCGGUGUUCAGAGAGAACGUAGGUUCGAAUUUCGGUGAAGGACUAAAGUGAAGAAAAAGUUUUUUCUAAUAGCGGUCGCCCCUCGGCAGCCAAUGGCAAACCUUCGAGUGUAUUUCUGCCAUGAAAAUGGGCCUCAUAAAAAAUAUCUGCCAUUCGUAGUCGGCUUGAAACUGUAGGUCCCUCAAUUUGUGGAACAACAUCAAGACGCACACCACAAAUAAAA
Molecule: messenger RNA, 6436 nt
Organism: Anastrepha obliqua
Lineage: Eukaryota; Metazoa; Arthropoda; Insecta; Diptera; Tephritidae
Exons: 9
Cellular component (GO): plasma membrane
Molecular function (GO): volume-sensitive chloride channel activity; intracellularly calcium-gated chloride channel activity
Source: RefSeq, a predicted model, not a curated record